AGCAAGGCGACUGACGUCUUCACUUUGCUUUGCCCCACGCCGCUAGACAACGGUGCAUUACAAACCAUAAGCCCAUCUCCCAGCCCCUACAUGGAGUUAAGACAGCAAUAAUGAGUCGCUUCUAUUUCGGCGACGACUCGCGCUCAGCGUCCAGCGACAACGACAACGAAGACGAAGAUGACCCCUCCUCUCUCCCCUUUGCAACACCCCUUCGCCGAUCGGACUUCCUCGACUCGGAAUUUUCACCGGCAACAUAUCUCUCUACGCUCCACAAUCGACACCAAACUCUGGAAGACCUACGUUCAGAACUGCGCUCGCGAUCGCAGCUUCUGUCCAAAGAGCUGCUAGACCUCGUCAACAGUAACUACCAAGACUUCCUCAAUCUGGGUAACAGUCUACACGGCGGCGAGGAAAAGGUAGAGGAGGUACGAGUAGGGCUUCUGGGCUUCAGGAAGGAUGUCGAUGGCUUGGUUGGUGUGGUGGGGGAAAGAGAGGAGGAAGUAGGAGAAUUAUUACAAGAGAGGAGAGACACCAGGGAGAAGAUCGAGUUAGGAAGACGCUUAGUCGACUAUGAUGCUCGGCUUAAGGAAUUGGAGACUGAGCUUAUGAUUGAGACGGCGGGGCACGAGACAAUCAUACUCGGGGAAGAGGUCUCGGACAGCGAGGACGAUGAAGAGGAAGAGGAAGAGGAAGAGGGCUACGGUGUGUCGAUUGUCAAGCUGAGGCGAAAUGUCGUGCAUUACCAAUUGGUGCUGGGGCUGCAGAAAGACUUAGGCGAGCAUCCGUUUGUGGCGGCCCAGGCAGCCAGAACAGCAAAAGUGCGGAGUACACUAUUGAUGGAUCUGAGUACUGCGCUGCAGCAGGCGAAAAGCGCUGGUGCUUCUGGCUCUGGUCGCGUGAUGAAAGUCAUGAAGAUCUACGCCGACAUGGAGGAAUCUGCCGAAGCAGUCAAGGUCCUCAAAACACUCAAGUCGUCAUAGAAGAAGACUUCAACCAGCAUAGCGACGGCGUUCGGUAUGGUACAUUGUUCAUACAUCCCAGAAAGCUAUAUUUACAGAGGUCCACUCAACUCCUUUGGCGAUAUGGACUCGGGCCCUCUGAAGUCUCCACUCAAUGAGAAGCCAGACGUUCUCUGUACUCGCUACCACCAACCAUAUUCCGGACACUGGUGCCCACCUGCGUGACAACCGUUCCUGCCUUUGUGCUGGGCAUCAAGCCCUUGGGACCUAACACUCUUCCCAGCCCCGCUUUGUUCAUCUUUUGGAGACUA
Alternaria alternata is the source of this 1270-nucleotide messenger RNA. RefSeq lists its product as hypothetical. Bases 111 to 980 code for a protein of 289 amino acids. The record is from RefSeq and is a predicted model, not a curated record. NCBI's taxonomy places the organism in Eukaryota, Fungi, Ascomycota, Dothideomycetes, Pleosporales, Pleosporaceae. Gene Ontology annotation, biological process: protein transport; Golgi organization; intra-Golgi vesicle-mediated transport. Gene Ontology annotation, cellular component: COG complex; membrane. The transcript has 4 exons.